CACAGGGGCUUCUCAGAGCAGCAGGGCAGAGAUGGCAGAGACACCGUUGCUGUUCUGGACUCUCUUCCUAGCAGGACUCCUAGGAGGUCUCCCAGAGGCACGGGGUCAGCAGAUCCUGAACCUACUGGUUGGCCGGCUCUUCGUCCACUCCUUGGAACCGGCGGCAUUCCUUGGAGUCGAGGACCAUGCAGGACCGGUGCCCCACGAGCCCAUGACCUUCCACCCCCACCUGUUGGACCACCCGGACUUGCCCCAGUGGCUGCGCUACACCCAGCGCACGCCCCACCAGUCGGGCUUCCUCUACGGCUCUCCCACCCAGACUGACCGCGGCCGCCUGGUGAUCGAGGUCACAGCCUAUAACAGACGCAGCUUCGAGACGGCACGGCAGAGACUGGUGCUGGACAUCGGAGACCCCACAGGUCCCCGGCUCCCACUGGAGGCUGAGUUCCUUCUUUGCAGCCACGACGUGGAGGAGGCCCUAGCACCACCCACCACCCGACGCUUCCUCGAGGCCUUGCAGGGUCUCUGGGCCCCCGGGGAUCUGCAGCUCCUCAAUGUCACCUCCGCCCUGGACCGUGGUGGCCGCGUGCCCCUGCCCAUCGAGGGCAGGAAGGAGGGGGUCUACAUCAAGGUGGGCUCCGCGAGCCCUUUCUCCGACUGCCUGAAGGAGGCCAGGACCCCCAGCAACCUGCAGCGCUGUCAACAGGGGCAGCAACCCGUCCUGUCGUGCUACGACAGCUUCGGGCCUCAGUUCCGGAUCGACUGGUGCAACAUCUCCCUGGUGGAUAAAUCCGUGCUCCCGCCACCAACCGCAGGACCCACAUGGGGCGACGGGAUCCUGGAACAGGACCCCCACUUCAACCCUCCCACCGAAGCCCCCAGCCGCUCCUUUCUGGCCGAGGCCCUGCUCACUCUCCUGCUUCCCCUGCUUCUCGCCCUGCUGCUCACAUUGCUCCUGGCCUAUAUCAUGUGCUGCCGACGAGAGGGAGUGAUCAAGAGAGACCUGGCCACCUCAGACAUCCAGAUGGUCCAUCACAGCUCCAUCCUCGGCAACACGGAGGAGCUACGGCAGAUGGCGGCCAGUCGUGUGGUGCCUCGCCCCCUGUCCACACUGCCCAUGUUCAACGUGCGGACAGGAGAGAGGAUGCCCCCUAUGUAUGAUGGUGCCCGGGUGCCCCUCAUCCAGGCACAGCAUUGAUGCGGGGAGAGGCGGGGGUAAUGAAGGGCAGGAGGAUCUAGCUGUGGGCAUCAUGCCCAUGGCAGGCACCCUCUGGGUAGUCCCUCUUCUUGGCCCUGGGUUCAGGGCAGCCUUCACCUCUGGCAGGUUUGGGCACCCUCCCCCACCCCCAGCCAGCAGUACCCUCCUUUCUUCCAGCCCGAAAACUUCUGCUUACCCACCCAUGCCCUUGUCACUGACCAGCUAGGGCCCCAGGGCCUGGGGAGGGUGAGGAGAGAUGAUCUAGACAUGCCUAAGGAAGAAAUAAAUAUAAUGGAUCUGGGAGUCAGUG
Messenger RNA from Ornithorhynchus anatinus (platypus), 1508 nucleotides. RefSeq names its product sarcoglycan alpha (gene SGCA). The record is from RefSeq and is a predicted model, not a curated record. NCBI's taxonomy places the organism in Eukaryota, Metazoa, Chordata, Mammalia, Monotremata, Ornithorhynchidae. Bases 32 to 1198 code for a protein of 388 amino acids. The transcript is spliced from 9 exons. Gene Ontology annotation, cellular component: membrane; sarcoglycan complex. Gene Ontology annotation, molecular function: calcium ion binding.